UUUGCGCCGCUACUAGUAGGUGCUAGUCUCGCCUCGAGCCCAAAUCCAGCCUGCUCGCGUCGGCCGAUCGAUCGAUCAUACCACGGGCCGAUUCGUGGCUCGCGCCGCGCGGCUGGGGUCUAAGCUAGGGUUUACGCUCGCGAAAAAAAAAAAGAAAAGUGUUGAGCGAAUAAUUUGCUCCUAGACCUUUGCUGCUUCUCCCCUGUCGAUAAAGCCGACCACACUGCUCGCGUCCCCCCGCGCCGUUCUUUUCGGAGAUUCCGCUCGCGCGCGCCGCCGCCGCCGCAGCCGCCCGCCGGGGAGCCCGGGACGAGGAUGGAGGUCGUCGUGGCGAGGCAGCCGAAGGCGAAGAAGCAGAUAAACCUCUUCUACUGCUCCGAGUGCGAGGAGCUCGCGCUCAAGGUCGCCGCUAGCUCCGACACCAUCCAUCUCCAGUCCAUCAACUGGAGGAGCUUCGACGACGGGUUCCCCAACCUGUUCAUCAACAACGCGCACGACAUCCGGGGGCAGCACGUGGCGUUCCUGGCGUCGUUCAGCUCGCCGUCGGUCAUCUUCGAGCAGAUCUCCGUCAUCUUCGCGCUGCCCAAGCUGUUCAUCGCCUCCUUCACGCUCGUGCUGCCUUUCUUCCCCACGGGCUCCUUCGAGCGCGUCGAGGAGGAGGGCGACGUCGCCACCGCGUUCACCCUCGCGCGCAUCCUCUCCAUGAUUCCCAAGUCCCGGGGCGGCCCGACCAGCGUCGUCAUCUACGACAUCCACGCGCUCCAGGAGAGGUUCUACUUCGGGGACGACGUCCUCCCCUGCUUCGAGACCGGGAUUCCGCUCCUGCUGCAGCGCCUCCGGCAGCUCCCCGAUGCUGACAAUAUCACCAUUGCCUUCCCGGAUGAUGGGGCGUGGAAGCGUUUCCACAAGCUAUUGCUCAACUUCCCAAUGGUUGUCUGCGCAAAGGUUCGGGAAGGUGACAAGAGGAUAGUUCGAAUUAAGGAGGGGAAUCCUGAAGGCCGGCAUGUGGUUAUUGUUGAUGAUUUAGUGCAAUCUGGGGGAACUCUUAGAGAAUGUCAGAAAGUUUUGGCUGCUCAUGGUGCUGCAAAAGUUAGUGCUUACGUGACUCAUGCUGUUUUUCCCAAGCAGUCGUAUGAGCGCUUCACUCACACUAAUUCCGCUGGGUCAGCUGACAAGUUUGCGUAUUUCUGGAUCACUGACUCCUGCCCUCAAACAGUGAAAGCCAUCAACCAACAACCUCCAUUUGAGGUGUUGAGCCUUGCUGGUUCGAUUGCGGAUGCCCUUCAAAUAUGAACUUUGUUUUUGGUAAUGGGCUACUCCCAUUUUUCCUAAAUGUUAGAGUUCACUUUCAGCUCCAGUAAAAACAAAUAAUGUGGAGUGAGUUAUCUUAAUUAUGGCUUUGGCCUGACGUCUUCAUAAACAUCUCAAUAUGUGAUGGUAAAAUAAGGCAUUUGAUGCUCAUCUGUUCCUUCUUGAGCAAAGCGCACACAAUCACUGCUUUAUUUCCUGACAUGUAUACUACUGGAGGCUGAGCACAUCUGCACAAGUGCUCGUUUUUUGUCUUGCUCCCGAAAAAAGCGCUUAUUUCUGUCUUAAUAUUGAUAUGACUGUUUAUUAAAACUCAUGUUUUAUUCUA
Molecule: messenger RNA, 1636 nt
Organism: Oryza sativa Japonica Group (Japanese rice)
Lineage: Eukaryota; Viridiplantae; Streptophyta; Magnoliopsida; Poales; Poaceae
Source: RefSeq, a predicted model, not a curated record